Messenger RNA from Suillus plorans, 1005 nucleotides. RefSeq lists its product as uncharacterized. The record is from RefSeq and is a predicted model, not a curated record. The transcript is spliced from 8 exons. Lineage: Eukaryota; Fungi; Basidiomycota; Agaricomycetes; Boletales; Suillaceae. The coding region runs from base 1 to 1005 and encodes 334 amino acids.
AUGGAUGGCGACAAAAAUAAUCCUGGUUCUUCACGCAAGCGCGGUGGUUCAGCGCUUUGUCUGGCCCCACGCAAAAAAGUGCGGGUGUUCUUUGUAUGGUCUUCCUCAAAUCCUCUGGUACUUCAUGGUCAGCAUUUUGGUUGCACUGUUUUUGCCUUUUGUAACUAUCCUCCUCUUCUGACUGCGGGUAUACUAUUCAAUGGCAGCAUUCGACGGGAACACAGGGUGUUCAUCGAGCUAAUAGACUCCUAUUCUAGUCUUUUAGAUCGUCUGACAAAUGGCGAAGAGGAAGACGUUAUUCAUGUGGGAGAAUUACUUGGUAAAGAAGCCUCUGGUGCACGAGGUGACGAUACCAAGACCCUCAAAUCUGCCAUCCUUGAAUGGCUUGUGCCCAGAGGACAGGCAGUCAUACCGCCCCUCUUCCAGAAUAUCAAGUCUGAUCAUGGGUUCAAUCAUGAAGUCACUGGUGCUUUGCUCUGUCCCGCAGGCCUUGACUGGUCAAAUGCAGAAACCAAGCAGAGUCUCAAGAGCGGUGAGACCGCAGUUCAUGGGGAUCAAUGGCCCAUGUUCUUAUAUGCUGGGUAUCAUUACGACCCCGAAGAUCCAUGGAAGGGUUUGCUGAAGAGUGAAAUACUCAUCUAUGGUGUUAAACAUGUGUUUACUUCUCCAAGUUCAGUAGAUAAGGAGCCGAAGGCUACGCGCUCCGGCAAUGCUUACCUUCAUGGCAUGAAGUCGGUAACAAAAGGAUCUGUAGCCUAUAUUGUCACACAGGUUCAGUUUUCAUUGUGUUCGUCAUCCGUAUUUUCAUGGACCGACAUGGUCACAGACUCCAAAAAUUUCUAUAUUAGUAUUCUUGACCUGCUGGAGGAUCCUGAUGAAAGUCAAGAAGUAGCUGAUCUGAUGACAUGGUGGACACAGUGCAUAAUGCAUCUCUUCAAACUCAAGAAGCUCUUUAAUGCAAACAGUGCACUGUCGAAAAUUCGUGCGAAAUGUGCUGCCUUGUGA